Molecule: messenger RNA, 1563 nt
Organism: Centropristis striata (black sea bass)
Lineage: Eukaryota; Metazoa; Chordata; Actinopteri; Perciformes; Serranidae
Product: probable G-protein coupled receptor 139
Exons: 2
Coding region: 79-1167 (362 amino acids)
Biological process (GO): G protein-coupled receptor signaling pathway
Cellular component (GO): membrane
Molecular function (GO): G protein-coupled receptor activity
Source: RefSeq, a predicted model, not a curated record
GUCUUCUGCUCCAGCUCUCUAACAGCAGGUUUUAUUGCAGGUUUUAGCAUGUGAUCUUCUCCUGCUGGUGGAUGAAUCAUGGAGGGAAACAGCGGCACCGUCUUCGUCACUGUUCAGAAGUUCUACUACCCGUUCCUCUGCGUCAUGGGGAUCCCAGCUAACCUCUUCACCUUCUACAUGAUCUGCUUCCGUAAAUGUGGGAUGUCCGACACGGCCAUCAUCUACCUGAGCUGUCUGGCCAUUGUGGACACCUUCUACCUGGUGUGGGUGAUCCUUAUUGACCUGACCCUGACCUUCUGGAUCCUGCAGCCCUUCUGGCACUCCAACCCCUGGUGUGGGAUCCUGGGGUUCCUGCAGUACGGCUCUCUCUACAGCUCCUCCUGGAUCGUGGUGGUGUUCACCAUCGAGCGGUACCUGGUUCUCCGCAGCACCGCGGCCAAGCAGCACUUCUCCCAGCCCUGGGUCACCAAACUCAACUGUUUGGCCAUCAUCUUGGUGUCCCAUCUCGUCUCUGUGCCGCUGGGCUGGAUCAACAUCGUCACACCUGUCAACAUCACGGUGGACGGGGAGAACGUCACGCUGCCCAGGUGUCGCUACCGCAACAAGGCCUACUCUACCGUCAUAGUGUGGAUCACUACGUUCCUCUCGGGGGGGAUCCCUAUCGUGUUGGUCAUCAUCUUCAACUAUCUCAUUGGGUAUCAUCUGUGCCGUGCCAGCAAGCUCUUCACCAAGGAGGAGCGCCGCGUGAUGCACGGGCGGAGCAGCCGGGGCAUGUUGAGGAGGACCAUCCUCCUGCUGGGAACCAUCUCCGUCACCUUCGUCUACCUCAGCUUGCCCCGUUUCGUCACUUACUGCAUCCUGAGGACCAAGUACAACACGGAGAACUUCAACAGGAACGACUACACCAUCCCCAUCAACGUGGCCGGAGACUUGGCCAACAUGCUGCAGAACCUCAACUCCACCACCAACUUCCUGCUCUACUGCGUGGUGAGCCGGCGCUUCCGCAGGGAGCUGGUCCAGGUGGUGACCUGUAAGGCCAGAGCUCGUGAGCUGGGCUCGGUCCUCACCCAGACCACCAUGAAAGUCUUUUCAGUGGCGGAUCAUAAGGCCUCGCCGUCCAGCAGCCCGGUGACUGUGGUGCUGACCAAUCUCAAACAGACUGAGUAAAAAGGACGUGGAAGAUGGACAAACAUCAGAUUUUCAAAACAAUCAUCAACAAUCAAACUGUCCAUUCUUGACCUUGAAAAUUGUACUUUGAGAAAAUAACAUUCAUAGGGUGACCAUAUUUUGAUUUCCAAAAAAGAGGACAAUCGGCACGGCCUCGAGACACAAAUUCAGACAGGCUUCUCGGAGGUUGAUGAACAUGCUUUAUUAUGCUUCAAUGGUGCAAAAUUAACUUCUGUAAUAAAAUAAAAUGAAAUCUGUAAAAACUUGUAACAAAAUAAUAGCUCUCGUAGACUCUUUUCAAAUAAAUGAAUAAAUAAUAUGAAAUAAUGUUCUAAAUAUGAACUUUUCUGUUAGAAAAUCUAGCUUCAACAAUAUAUCUCUUAAUAACUGCAAUAA